This is a messenger RNA of Dipodomys spectabilis (banner-tailed kangaroo rat), 1838 nucleotides long. RefSeq names its product progesterone receptor membrane component 1 (gene Pgrmc1). Bases 93 to 677 code for a protein of 194 amino acids. Gene Ontology annotation, cellular component: membrane; endomembrane system. The transcript is spliced from 3 exons. The record is from RefSeq and is a predicted model, not a curated record. NCBI's taxonomy places the organism in Eukaryota, Metazoa, Chordata, Mammalia, Rodentia, Heteromyidae.
CGGAGCUGGGAGCGCCACUCGUUCGCGGAGAGGGAGGAGAAAGCAGCGAGUUCCGGAGCCUUGCUUAGCCGGGCCCAACAUUUCCUGAGAUCAUGGCUGCCGAGGAUGUAGUGGCGACAGGCGCUGACCCGAGCGAGCUGGAGGGCGGCGGACUGUUGCACGAGAUUUUCACAUCGCCACUCAACCUGCUGCUGCUGGGCCUCUGCAUCUUCCUGCUCUACAAGAUUGUGCGCGGAGACCAGGCGGGGGCCGGCAGCGACGACGACGACGAGCCGCCCCCACUGCCCCGCCUCAAACGCCGCGACUUCACCCCGGCCGAGCUCCGACGCUUCGACGGUGUUCAGGAACCACGCAUACUUAUGGCCAUCAACGGCAAGGUGUUCGACGUGACCAAAGGCCGCAAGUUCUACGGGCCGGAGGGGCCGUAUGGGGUCUUUGCCGGACGGGAUGCCUCCAGGGGCCUUGCCACUUUUUGCCUGGAUAAGGAAGCACUGAAGGAUGAGUAUGAUGACCUUUCUGACCUCACUCCUGCCCAGCAGGAGACCCUGAGUGAUUGGGACUCUCAGUUCACUUUCAAGUACCAUCACGUGGGCAAGCUGCUGAAGGAAGGGGAGGAGCCCACUGUGUACUCCGAUGAUGAGGAUUCCAAAGAUGAGAAUGCUCGGAAAAAUGAUUGAAGCAUUCAGUGGGAGGCAUAUCUAUUUUUGUAUUUUGCAGAAUCAUUUGUAACAUUCCAGUCUGUCUUUAAAACAUGGUGAUUUCAAUACUUAGAAACAUUUGAACUUGCUGUCAAUUUUUUAAAUUAACAUCACUAGUGACGCCGUUAAAUUGAACUUCUGUCUUUCAAAUGCAUGGUAUGUUUGUGUCACCAAACCAGAAAGUGAACUACAGCGCUGUCAUGCAAACAUUUAAUGACUGUUUUUCUUCUAUCUGUAAUUAGAACAAGCUGAAUUUUCUGUUGUUUUUGCCUGAGAGGACAGAUGAGACUUGGGUUGGGUAUUUUCCCAAAACUGGUAUAAAAAAGGAACAGGGUCAAUUUCUACUCAUGAUUUUCUCUGAAACCAACAAAUCCCUUUUCCAUAACUGACUUAACUGCAUGAUUUCUGUUUUAUCUACCUCUAAAGCAAAUCUGCAGUGUCCCAAAAGCUUAGUUAUCGAUUAAAGAGAGGUAUCCAGUUAACAAAAUGAAAGCUCAAUGCUGGGCUCAGUUAGGGGAAACAUAUUUGCUCUGUUUGUGGACUUUUGCAUUGUCCUUGUCCACAUGUGGACACCCAGAUGCCCUUCCAAACACAGUCAUCUACAGUUCAGAUUAAAACAAGAUCUGAACAUUGCAAAAUGUAACUUUGGAAAACCCUAAAUCCAUGCAGGAGAUUUUUCUCACUGGCUUCCCAAUGCCCAUGGUAAGGCCACAGAUAUUUGGUCAUUUUACAAAAUAUUUAAUGUGAAAGGGGCAGAGAACAGGAACAGGUCCUCAGAGCUCACCUGCAUACCUAAAGAGGGAUUCUGCCGUGCAUGGUAUCAGCCAAGUAGUUUUUAAAGUAUAUUCAAAAGGUAGCAGCAUUGUUACAAAGCUAUAGCCACUGCGAAAGUGUAAGUCAAGUGUCUUGGUCUCUGCUAAUACUGUUUUGGUUAACACUAAAUCUAGCUUAAGUAGAUCUACAGUUGUAUAAAUUUGUAAAAGUAUUACAUGAACAACUAGUGAGGUUUCAUACUCUUGUAACUGUAGUGAAAGUCAUUGUAUUUUCUUGUGAGCUGUGUUUAAAUGGUUUUACCUCAAAUCAGAAAACAAAUGAAAAAAUGGAAGUGCUUCAGGCAGUUAAUAAAAAUGGAUUUACCCA